UUGUUUUUUCUAUUUCCAUUUUUUGAAAAAACCAAAUUGCCGUAUAGCUAUGUGAAAAGGUUUGUGAAUAUGAAUCUAACAUAGUAGUGAAAUUAUAUUAGCAGACUGUCUCUACAUAUCCACAAAUAAAAAAAAACGAAAAAAAUGAAGUUAAACGAUUUUUAAUCUAGCACGAAUCUGCAUAAAAAGAAAAAAAACAAUAUGAUAUAUGCGCCAUGCUGGUAUGUUGUAAUUAUCUCUAACGCUGUGUUCUAUCACAGAAAAGCMCAGCACUUGCUAAAAUAAGGCUGCCAGUAGCCGGAAAUCGAUAAAUGGCGGUCUGAGUCAAUUUAUGUUAUUUACCGUCUGAUUUAGAGUGAGUAUGUGCGAGAGUUAUUAGUAAAUAUGAAAAAUAAAAGAAAAGAAUUUAACUCUAAAGAUAAUUUGAGUUGAUUUAUAGCAUCGAAUAACUCUUUAUUUAAUAGUGAUUAGCAAGUUCUAUUAUUGGCGGUAGUCCGUCCCACGUUCCCAGCUUCUCUACAUUCAUUGGACGAAUCAGUUGAUAACAAAACAGCCGUUGUUCAAAUCGACUUCCUUUUUAAUUGGAACUUCUUUGAUCCAAGAUUUUCUCUCAAAUUCUCAAUAUUAAACUCAAACGCUGGUCUAGAACACAGGCAGUCAAGUACAAAAAGCUAUGGCAUCGAGUUCUGAAAGCGUUCCCUCUAAAUUAACAGACAGCAACCACGUUCAACGAAUGAGAAAAGCCUUUGAAAGAGCAGACAGCGAUUUGAGCGGGAAAAUUGCUCGCGCUCAGUUCACUACAGCAGCACAAGCAGCUGGUCUCGAUCCAAGCGAAAAGGACGUCGACUGUGUGCUCCAGCAAUUCGACAAAGAUGAGGAAAGUGGAAUUAACUUUGAAGAGUUCAUUGAAAUGCUGUCACACUUAGAAUCAGGAAAAGAAGAAGAUUACGAAGAAUGCUUGCGGAAAGCUUUUAGGCAAAUCGACCGUGACGGAAGUGGUUACAUCUCUCCUGAGGAGUUGCGUUACGUGGUAUGUAACACAGGUGAAAAGUUUACCCAAAGCGAGGCRGARGAGUUGAUUGRCAUGUUCGACGUCAAYAAAGACGGUGAGCUGAGCUGGGAAGAGUUYGUUACGUUCAUUAAGAGUAGUAUUAUGGAAGAAGAAGAAGACGAGAAGCUCAUCACCACAGAGAAAGCAGAAGAAAUAACAGAGACCAACAAAGACAUUGAAAACAACAAACUGUAACACAAUUCACGUCACGCUUUAGAAAGUAACGCAAUACACACCAUUAGGGUAGAAAAGCAGUAGUUUUCCACAUUUAAAAACAUCGUCUAUACAAAAGAUGUCAUCAGAUGAAGAAGUCAUCGAUCGUAGAAACUUUGUGAAUGAAAUAUUUCAUACGCUU
Messenger RNA from Exaiptasia diaphana, 1406 nucleotides. Its product is annotated as calmodulin-A. Gene Ontology annotation, cellular component: myosin II complex. The transcript is spliced from 2 exons. The record is from RefSeq and is a predicted model, not a curated record. Gene Ontology annotation, molecular function: calcium ion binding. Bases 674 to 1246 code for a protein of 190 amino acids. Lineage: Eukaryota; Metazoa; Cnidaria; Anthozoa; Actiniaria; Aiptasiidae.